GGAUAAGUUAGCAUCGAACUAACCUGCAUAUAAACAAGACCCAGACCAGCCUGUAGCGUGCUCCGAUAAGAAAGAUAGCAGGGGCCCACCGAAAAGUUGAGAGCCCCCACUACUCACUCCAUCGUGGACGAACACCAUCGUGAGCACCAUCGUGACAUCUACAUUGAAACAGUCCACGGUUACAUUGCCAACCUGAUCAAGAGGGUCGCAUGAGCAGUGACGGUCGACUCACCGCCGAACACCUCCCCGAAUCGCCCAAAAUCCUCUCCUGUGCUGUCCAGUGCUGUGCUGUGGCGCCACCCUUUGCAAGCUGAUCGCCCAAAAUGCCGACCCGAACAACAGGGCCGCCGUCGCAAGGCGGCAAGAAGAAGGCCAAGCCAGCGGAGUCAAGAACGAUGAAACGGAAACGUACAGUCGACGACCUCGCCCACUUGAAGAAAGCACUCGACGAAUUCGACCCGAAAACUUGUCUCAUACAGCGAUUUGCCGACCUCCCGCUCUCCCAAAAGACAGCCUCUGGUCUUGAGCGGUCGCACUUUCAAACCCCGACAGCAAUCCAAGCCAAGGCCAUCGGACUCGCCCUCAAGGGCCGUGAUAUUCUCGGGGCCGCCAAGACGGGAAGUGGCAAGACGCUGGCUUUUCUGAUCCCCGCCCUCGAAGCGUUGGUUCGUCAGCAAUGGACCGAGCACGACGGGCUCGGCGCCUUGAUAGUCAGCCCGACGAGAGAGCUGGCCGUGCAAACAUUCGAGGUUCUCCGCAAGAUCGGCCGGUACCACAGUUUCUCCGCUGGCUUGGUCGUCGGAGGUAAAAAUCUCAAGGAGGAGGCCGACCGUAUGGGACGAAUGAACAUCCUGGUUUGCACUCCUGGCCGAAUGUUACAGCAUUUGGAUCAGACUGCCGGGUUCGAUGUCGACAAUCUGCAGAUACUCGUCAUGGACGAAGCCGACCGUGUCCUCGACAUGGGCUUCCAAAGUGCCGUCGAUGCCCUAAUCGAACAUCUGCCAAAGCAUCGCCAAACCCUACUUUUCUCUGCCACCCAAAGCCGCCGAGUCUCGGAUCUUGCGCGUCUGUCCUUGAAGGAACCCGAGUACAUCGAUGUCCACGAGACUGACGAGUCUGCAACUCCGACUACUUUGGCCCAGCAUUAUCUGGUAACACCGCUGCCCGAGAAGCUCGAUACCUUGUAUUCAUUUAUCAAGGCGAAUCUAAAGAGCAAGAUGAUUGUCUUUUUGUCAUCGGGAAAGCAAGUUCGAUUUGUCUUCGAGUGCUUCAAGAAAUUACAACCGGGUAUCCCUCUCCUACAUUUGCACGGUCGCCAGAAACAAGUAGCACGUCUAGAAAUCAACCGCAGAUACACUUCGGCCCAAUAUUCCUGCCUCCUUGCGACCGACGUUGUGGCCCGUGGAGUGGAUUUCCCAAAGGUGGAUUGGGUGGUCCAGGUUGAUGCUCCCGAGGAUGCAGACACGUAUAUUCAUAGAGUCGGACGAACAGCUCGUUAUGGAAGCGACGGCAAGGCUAUCCUCUUCCUCGAUCCGUCAGAAGAAGAAGGGAUGAUCAAGAGUCUAGAGCGCAAGAAGGUUCCGAUACAGCGAGUCAAUGUACGAGAGAAGAAGAAGCAAGCGAUCACUUCACAGAUACAAGAUUUGUGCUUCCACAAUGCCGAUCUGAAAUAUCUUGGACAGAAGGCGUUUAUCAGUUACACGCGUAGCAUCAGUCUGCAAAAAGAAAAAAACAUCUUCGACCUCCGGGCGUUGGAUCUGGAAGGUUACUCUGCUAGCUUGGGUCUUCCUGAAAUGCCGCACGUGAAGCAGCAAAGGCCAGAAGAUAUCAGGAAGCUUAAGAACAGAUCCCGGGCCGAACUGGACCUCUCAAGUGGGUCCGAGUAUGACUCGGAGGGCGAGAAGGUCAAGAAGCUCAGCAAGAAGGACGAGGUCCGCACAAAAUAUGACAAGAUGUUCCAGCGUGAAAACCAGGACGUCCUGUCGAAACACUACGCAGACCUCCGCGACGACGAAGACGAGGACGAUGAUUUCUUCAACACGAAGCGCGUGCUCAAGGGCGAUGAGCUUGACUCAGCGGCCAAGGACGGCGUGGAUCCCAGAGGAAAGGUCGUUCCAGUUUACGGAGGAGCAGAACUCGUCGUCGACUCCAAGCGGCGAGAGAAGAUGCUCACGUCCAAGAAGCAAAUGCUCAAGUACAAGGGCAAAGGUACAAGGAUGGUCUUCGACGACGACGGAGAAGCACAUCAAUUGUAUGAGCUCCAGGGCGAGGACGACUUCAAGCAAGAAGGACCGGUGGAUGCUCUGCGGCAGAAAUUUGUGGAGGAGGAAGCGAAGCGUGUGCGGGAGGCCGACGUGGACGACAAACAAUUGGCCAAGGAAAGAAGACAAGAGAAGAAGAUCAAGAGGAAGGAGAGGGAACGCAUGGAGGCUGCCGGAGAAGACAUUGCUGGCGGAGAUCCGGCCACGCUGGGCACUUCGGAGGAUGCAGAGCGGGCCUUGGACUUGCUGCGAUCACUUCCUGUCGCUGGUGAGAGUGACGGCGAGGACGAGCGACCAAAGAAGAAGGCCAAGAAGUGGUUCCAAGAUGAUUCGGAGGAUGAAAACGAGAAGGAAUCUCGCAAGGGCAGAGGCAAGGUCAUUGAGGUCACGGACGAGCCCAACACUUUGGAAGAUUAUGAGGCUCUGGCGGCAGGUCUACUUGAGGAUUAGAUUUGCUCUACUAUACCCACUGUACGUACAGUCAGGCGCCGAAGAAAGAUGCAUGCGGGAAGGCAUAACAAAACAACCUUUUUAGCGUUCUCCUCUCGUGGUGCACACAUGGCGGUGCUGCCUGCUUAUCCCGUCAAGGAGUCAUUUGUGCUGCUAAUAUGACCUGCCCAAUGCAGAAGAUGCCGAGAUAGGUAGACGUCUUGUUUUAUUGUUAUUUUUUAUUCAGUCCAUUGACAUGAUGCCAUGCCGAUUUACUAACCAACAUAGCUGCUCAUGUUCCAAGCGUUUCCAAGUGCUGCAAUACUAAAGUUAUG
Molecule: messenger RNA, 3025 nt
Organism: Truncatella angustata
Lineage: Eukaryota; Fungi; Ascomycota; Sordariomycetes; Amphisphaeriales; Sporocadaceae
Product: ATP-dependent RNA helicase dbp-4
Exons: 6
Coding region: 324-2711 (795 amino acids)
Biological process (GO): rRNA processing
Cellular component (GO): nucleus
Molecular function (GO): ATP binding; RNA helicase activity; nucleic acid binding
Source: RefSeq, a predicted model, not a curated record